This is a messenger RNA of Drosophila melanogaster (fruit fly), 2755 nucleotides long. RefSeq names its product receptor expression enhancing protein A (gene ReepA). Lineage: Eukaryota; Metazoa; Arthropoda; Insecta; Diptera; Drosophilidae. The transcript has 7 exons. The record is from RefSeq and is marked reviewed. Bases 74 to 2224 code for a protein of 716 amino acids. Gene Ontology annotation, cellular component: membrane.
CAGUCUCUGCUCGGCGUUCUAGCGGCCAGGAACUAUCUGCGAUCCGUGCUGCGGGCAAUGCAUCCCCGUUGCCAUGAGGCCAAUCUAUCAGCAGGAGCCGCCGCUCUUCUACCAGCGGCCAGCUAAUCUCCGCCGCCUACGUCAUCCGCCGGGCACCGUCUACGGACGCAGUUACUCGCUCGAGGACCAGCCAGAGGACGUGAUACCCGUGUAUCCAAAGUUUAUCUACGCCCCACAACAGCAGCAACAGCAACAACGGGCCCCAUAUCCGCUGUAUCAACUGGGCGACUCGCUGAGCUCGCUGGACAGCGAUUUUCCCGAGAAUGAGUACGCGGGUGCCUACAUAGUGGAGGAUCGAGUUCCGCUGGCCAACGCACCUACUCCCAAAGUUGUCCAGAACCUCAAUGCGUUGGGUCGAAUGCUGGAGCUGCUGCAGCGCUGUCCUCUGCCAUGCCUCUCCUUCAACACGGCCUGCAUCUGCUCACUGAUUGUCAUAUUCCUUGCGCCUCGCACUUGUGCCCAGAGUUUACUGUUUCCCGCUUUCAGAUUGUUCUGCGGCACCCUGUACCCGGCAUAUGCCUCAUACAAGGCCGUCAGGACCAAGGAUGUCAAGGAAUAUGUUAAAUGGAUGAUGUACUGGAUUGUCUUUGCAUUUUUCACCUGCAUAGAAACAUUCACGGACAUAUUUAUCUCCUGGCUACCGUUCUACUACGAGGUGAAGGUGGCCCUGGUGUUCUGGCUCCUCUCGCCGGCCACAAAGGGCAGUUCGACUUUGUAUCGCAAAUUCGUGCAUCCUAUGUUGACGCGCCACGAACAGGAGAUCGACGAGUACGUGAAUCAGGCCAAAGAGCGCGGCUAUUCGGCGGUCCUGCAGCUGGGCUCCAAGGGAGUAAACUAUGCCACCAAUGUCCUCAUGCAGACGGCCAUCAAGGGAGGCGGCAAUCUGGUGCAGACGAUCAAGCGGAGCUACAGCCUCAGCGAUCUUAGCGAACCGGAUAUGCAUCGCACGCAGGACGAGCUGGACGACGUGAUGAUGUCCUCGAUGACAUCGUCGGCGGUGGUCAUGCGUUCCACAGCCACUGGCGCACGUCUACUGAGGCCAAGAAAUCAGACGCCCGUGGGCAGAUCCGGCAGCGGAACACGCCACUCCACGGGCAUGUAUUUUACGGAGGUGGAUGUGACCGCCAAGAAUGCCGGCGAUUUCAACUACAACAUUCGCAGCCAGGAUGACAUCAGCUCUGGCUACUCGAGCGCCGAACCUGUGAGUGGUCUCAGUCGCACCUCCUCCAUGACAAACGCUUCCAAGGCUCGAGCCAAGUCCAAACGCAAUGAGUUGCUGGAAGAGAUGAGAGACGAGGUCUACUUAGACAACCAGCUGUAUUUUCAAGGUGUGCAAAGGAAGAGCUCAGUUCCAGAAGCUGAAGAACUGAAAAUAGUGGAGAGUUCUGAAAGCAUCCAAUCUCAGGAGUUGGAAAAGGUGCUGAAGGAGGAGAACAUUGAUGCAGAAGAUGAGGCCUUUUUUGAAACCUUGCCUUUGAUAGAGGAGCACAUAAAUGAAGUGGUGGCUAACUAUGGAAGGGAUGAAAAGUUGUUGCCCCAAGAGCGGAAGCAUAAUUCGAUAGAAGAGGAGCAGUUUGAAGAUGCAUUGUUUGAGGAACCACAGAAAUGUGUCUCAGAUGAAGUGGAUGCUAAAAAUAUUGAGGAGAUACUAACGGAUAGAAGUCAAAACCAGACUCCGAAUGGAUCUGCUGAAACUACUGAUUCAGGAACACCUUCCCAAAACAAGCCCUAUGUCCAUCCACCGAUAGACCCAUUUUUGCUGGUUCUAAGCGCUUCUGCAUCUGCUCCGGAUCCCUUUAUGCCCGAACGGCCGCGUCCAAUGUCGCCGCGUGAAAUGCGCGAGACUCUGGAGGAGAUUAAGCACAGUUUCCGUGCCCAACUGGAAGCAGAGCCCUCCGUAUCAGCCUCACCAUCACCCUCCUUGCGGCCCAAGGCCAACCAUGGCAAGGGACGAGCUCCACCACCGCCCUUGCCACCCAAGAAGCACUCAUUGAGUCCCCAACCGGACGCCAUCAGCCAGACAUCGACGGGCAGCGUGGAACGCAAGUCAGGUAUCGGACAACUGUUCAAGAAUAUCAAAGCUAAUGUGCUGCGUAACAAAGCUAAUCCCAGCCAGCAGCAGCCCGAGGAUGAGCAGCUGGCGGCCAAAGAGACACAGAUUUGAAGACAAAUCCAUGUCUGCUAGCUGCACCACCUUGCCCCGCUCGAGCAGCCGGAAAUCGGAGAGAUCCCAGGGUGGAACUGCCACUGGCCAGAUGAAAACGCGCAACAAGUCGGAGAAGUAGUGGAGCAUCGGUUUAAGGCUGCCCAUCUUUGUCAGUAUGUUGAUUUAGAUGGUGACGGUGGGCAGACAGUGGAAUCCAUAGAACCAGAACCUCAUGUUUUAGUUUAAAUUGUAACUUUAUACGGAUAUCGAUACAGAUUAUGAUAAUAUUAGCUAUAUAUGCGCAUGCACUGUGUACUUUGUUUGUGAUUCUAUUAGAGCUCCGGGCGCAGUUCGUCCUGGUUGCCACUGGUACUCAUUUCGUGACUAGUUUAGCGUUAAGCGAGUCUCCUAGCCUCUAUCCAAAGGUUCUGCAACAGAUGUACUAACCAAAAAUGAAACCCGAAGAAACCUAUCAAUUGUGUAGCAUAAAUUCCUAAUAUUGUAAUUGAACAUUAAAUAAAAGAAUCUAUACCAUUGAUCCAUUGAACU